This is a messenger RNA of Panicum virgatum (switchgrass), 2061 nucleotides long. RefSeq names its product zinc transporter ZTP29-like. The transcript has 11 exons. Gene Ontology annotation, biological process: zinc ion transmembrane transport. Lineage: Eukaryota; Viridiplantae; Streptophyta; Magnoliopsida; Poales; Poaceae. Gene Ontology annotation, molecular function: zinc ion transmembrane transporter activity. Gene Ontology annotation, cellular component: membrane. The coding region runs from base 68 to 937 and encodes 289 amino acids. The record is from RefSeq and is a predicted model, not a curated record.
CAGCAGCAGCAGCAGCAGCACAGCCGCUUCCUCCUCAAGCCUUCCGUUACCUGGUUGAUACGUACGCAUGCAUAUGGAUCCCAAAGUUUCCGUUGCUCUUACUCUGUCCCUCGUCGGCGGCUUAAGCACCUCACUUGGUGCACUAUUGGCUAUCAUUAGUCAUGCGCCAAAUAACAAAACACUCGGGAUGUUACAGGGCUUUGCUACUGGACUCAUGCUGAGCAUGUCUUUCUUUGACUUGGCUUAUGAUGCUGUCAAUGCAAUUGGUUUUCUGAAAGGAAACCUUUGGUUUUUCGCUGGAGCACUGCUAUUUUCAACAAUUGCUGAUGUUUUCCCUGAGCCAGAUUGUAAUUUGACAGAUCAAAAUGACAAACAGAUGGUUGGUGACAGCAUAGCAGGAAAGCAACUUAUGAUGAGACACCAUCGAAGAGUGAUCUUUAGCGUAGUUGUCACAGCAAUUGUUGCCGGUGUGAGUUUGCAAAAUUUCCCCGUGGGUACAGCUGCAUUUCUUGGAACAACAAAGGGCUUCCGUGUUGGUUUGAAUUUUGCUCUUGCUAUAGCUCUACACUACAUUCCCGAGGGUAUUUCAGUAGCUCUCCCAGCGUACUUUGCCACUAGCAGCAAAUGGCAAGCCUUCAAACUAGCAACACUAUCGGGCUUUGCAGAGCCACUGGGUGUAAUUAUUGUGGCAUACAUAUUCCCAAGCAAUUUGAAUCCUGAAAUAUUGGAAGGUCUACUUGGAUUAGUGGGAGGAGUGAUGGCUUUUCUAACAUUGUAUGAAAUGCUACCAUUAGCAUUUGAAUAUGCUGGACGCAAGGAUGCUGUUAAAGCAGUAUUUGUUGGCAUGGCCUUUAUGUCAAUGAGGUGUGCCAUGCUUCUCAUAUGGAAUAAGCAUACACAGACAUCUCAAACUACAUAUAGUAGGAUGAGAAUGUGACCUGGUUAGUUUGAUAAACAUAGUAAUUAUGUAUCUCUUUCUUUUGCAGCUUGUAUUUCCUAGAUGUUAGCCUCCCAAAGGAGAUGAGUACUUAACAUGAUUUGCACAAAAACCAAUUGAUGAUAUGGUCAAGAGCAUUACAACAUGGGUGUGGCAAACAAGGUAUUUUACAAAUGCUUCAUAUAAUUAUCAUUCUUUGCUAAGAGGAAGUAAAAUCAAUUAUCAUAAUUUUUUGAAAAAAUAUUAAGUUUUGUGUUUACUAGAAACUGUAGCUUCAUAAACUAUAGAGGCAUCUAUUUGAACUUUUAAACCCAUAGAGAUUACUGCAGACAGAGAUCCAUUAUUGCUUUCAUGGUUGAAAUAACAUCGAAAUGCUAAAUAAUGCUUGUAUGAAUCUGCUACAAUGUUUCACUUUUCAGUGUUACUGUGCACUAAAAUUAUUAGGAUAUCAUAAAAAUAAUAGUUCGAGAUAUCUUAUCUUAUGGUAGCUAACUAGCUAAGAAAAGUGAAAGACAUUUAACAUGUACCUCAAAUAUUUUCAUAUCUAUGUUUGAUAUUGGUUGCUGAGGUCCAGGAACAGGAAAUGGAUUUUUUGGCAAGCUAUUCGUGUGAGGAGGUUGGCCUGUAUAUGGAGGAAUACUGAAAGAACCAGCAAGCGGUUGUGGUUGCAAUGAAUUGUUAGGUAAUGUACUCAAAACAGGCCCUGAGGAAGGAACUGAUGGACCAUAGGUCUGGGGAGUGGACAGCCAAGGAGCAUUAUUCGAUUGGUAAUGAAGCAAACCUUGCUGUGAAGUUGUAUUCUGCACUGGAUUUACAUCACCGGAGGUAACAGCAGAAGAAACAGUAGUAGUUGUUGAAGUAGUUGUUGACUUCACCUAAGGUCCAUAUGAUCCCAUGGUCAGUUGGUAAAAAACAAGAUGAUUUACAGGGGGAGAAAAAAAAUGCAUGCUGGACUUACAGAAACAGGAGACAGAAGCAGCUCAAUCAAUGCAACUGCAGCAUCUACUUUAUCAUAAGAGUCAGCUGAGACAUUUAUGUGAAGGUCUUCAUAAGCAGCUGGAAUUUCAUUUAUGUCUUGAUAAUGAAUCUCAGUCUGAGCAUGAAUAAAAAAGUUUUCAUUUGUA